AUGGCGCUCCCUGGAUGCAAGUCCAGAAUCCUGCCCUCUCUCUGCAUCUGUGUCCUGGUCCUGGCCUGUGAAGUGGUGUGCCAGGAUGAAGGGUCUAUGGGGUCACCCAGCCCCCAGCCCCCCAGUCAGGUGUGGAGCCGCUGGAACAUGAUGCGGGGCAAAAUGAAUGACCUGGUGACCAGGACCAAGGACAAGUGGCAGCAGUUCUGGAAACCGGGGGCCCUCCAGGGCUUCAUGCAGACCUACUAUGAGGACCACCUGAAGGAUCUGGGCACCCGCACCCAGACCUGGCUCCACAGCUCCAAGGACGCGCUCCUGGAAAAGGCCCACAGCCUGUGCCCGCGGCUGAUCUGCAGAGACUGA
Elephantulus edwardii (Cape elephant shrew) is the source of this 363-nucleotide messenger RNA. It is a transcript of the gene APOC4, whose product is annotated as apolipoprotein C-IV. NCBI's taxonomy places the organism in Eukaryota, Metazoa, Chordata, Mammalia, Macroscelidea, Macroscelididae. Gene Ontology annotation, cellular component: very-low-density lipoprotein particle; high-density lipoprotein particle. The transcript is spliced from 3 exons. Gene Ontology annotation, biological process: positive regulation of triglyceride storage; triglyceride homeostasis. The record is from RefSeq and is a predicted model, not a curated record. Bases 1 to 363 code for a protein of 120 amino acids.